UCACUGGAGCUCUUACAGUAAAUAUUUGUGUUUGCGCGGCCGCCUGCAGCUGAUGGUGGAUGAUUCAUAAAGAGAGAGAAAGAGAGGAAGAGAGAGGGGAGGAGAGGAGAGGAGAGGAGAGGAGAGAGAGGAAGAAAACGAGCGGAGGGAGCGACUCCCUGGGGCUGAGCGCCGACACCGAUCCCCGAAGCAGCGAUCGGUCCCGCGAAGAUCAUGGACGAACUAAAGCACCAAGUAAUGAUCAACCAGUUCGUCCUGACAGCUGGAUGCGCGGCGGACCAGGCGAAGCAGCUCCUGCAGGCGGCACACUGGCAGUUCGAGACUGCGCUCAGUGCCUUUUUUCAGGAGAGCAGCAUCCCAUACAACCAUCAUCACCACCAGAUGAUGUGCACUCCGGCCAACACUCCGGCGACACCGCCCAACUUCCCCGACGCGCUCACCAUGUUCUCCCGUCUCAAGGCCUCUGAGGGAUUUGGCAGCGGCGGUGCUCCCGUUGCCGUGGCCACUUCCUCACCCCCCCAAGGCAGCUGGGCUGCGAGCCCCCCCGGCGCAGCUCAGCAGGGACUGUGGACCCCUCCGCUACCGAUGACGACGACGACGACGACUCCUGGCUGGCCCGCCGCCGUCACCCAGCAGGCUUCGAACGAACAGAAGGCCGGAGUGGCCGUGGAGGCCGAGAGAUGAGGGCGCGGUCCCGGAGAGACGCCCGCCCAGCGACGCGGACAAUCGGCCCAGGAGGGGACAUCAGUACACCGCUAAGGACGAGUAGCAAAGGAUCAUCAGUAGCGCUCAGAGCCUCCGUUUCCUGCCACGUCCACGCAACCCGGCGCGCUUGGAUUCCGAGCCCGCGGUACAGCCGUUACCUCUGCGGUCCUGGGACUUUUUGCAGCCAAUCAGGGAUUGUCCACACAGGGUGACACAGAAACCAUACACCUGUCUGCUCUCAUAUCCUCUGUCAGUCUAUUCGUAACACGCAAUAGGCGUUCCUUCUUUUAACGGUCAGCGGUGAGGGCGUAUGCAUUUUUUAACGGUGUUUUUUAAUUAUUUUUCAGGAAAGAGCCACACGUUGUUUUUCUUAUAUGGGCGGGGAUACAAAGUACUGCGUAAAACUACUGUUAGAAAUGUUCGUACGUGAAUUUGUCCCUCCGCAUCGCGCGUACAGAUGUUUACCACCUUUUCGUGACAAACACACGCGAAGUCGGCGUUGCAUUGAUGUUGCUGCUGGCAAGAAAAAAAAAAAAGAAAUCUAGAUUUUAAUGAUGUGUUAGAAUAUUUAAUUAUUAUGACUUAUUACUAUGACUUACAUUCUUUGCUCCUUAAUUUCUAAGGGGAAUGAGCAAGAUGGAAUUUAAUGGAGAUACAUGGACAAAGGCGACACCCCAGAUUUAACGCACAACUUUGGGGUGCUUCGUUAAAAAGGAUAAAAAAAAGGGAGGAAACAUCUAUAAUUUGAUACUUUUGUUUGUGUUCAAUCCUGCGCCGUCUCCUUAUCCUAAAUGUAUGUAAAAAAUGUAUUCUUGUAUGUAUUUUUUUUCCUCCUUGUAUAACUGUAUUGAUACUGUUCCCACAAUAUUUGUGGAAUACCUUAUAAUUAACUUAUCAUUUUUUUGUGUUCUAAAUAAAUACGGAACAUGGAACAGCCGUGUGAGCUUCGCCCUCAGUCUGACCUCCUGCUGCAAACUACAACAGGUACGUUGAGGAACGGAGGAAUAUAAAAUGCUGUCGCCGAUGCAGGCACACUUUACCAGAAGCACGGGGUUCGGGAUCAUCCAGGAAGGGUGGCCCCUGGGAUCAAACGGCGUGACACGGCCCGUUUAGGGAAAGGGAAUCGUGUUUUCCGACGGCAACCUGCAGAACAAGGCCCACAGACGAAGAACCGUAGACAAAGACGCAGGAUUACGGACUCGCAGCUUCUCUGUCCGAUACCACGUUUCUGGUCCACGUCCCUCAAGUUGCUGCCUGCGGAAGUGACGUUCAAAUAGCAAAUGCAU
This is a messenger RNA of Scleropages formosus (Asian bonytongue), 1991 nucleotides long. Its product is annotated as UBA-like domain-containing protein 1. The record is from RefSeq and is a predicted model, not a curated record. Gene Ontology annotation, molecular function: protein binding. Bases 214 to 684 code for a protein of 156 amino acids. The transcript is spliced from 3 exons. Lineage: Eukaryota; Metazoa; Chordata; Actinopteri; Osteoglossiformes; Osteoglossidae.